Molecule: messenger RNA, 801 nt
Organism: Hibiscus syriacus
Lineage: Eukaryota; Viridiplantae; Streptophyta; Magnoliopsida; Malvales; Malvaceae
Exons: 5
Coding region: 1-801 (266 amino acids)
Source: RefSeq, a predicted model, not a curated record
AUGACGGUCAUAACGUCGUGCAACCGUUACUUCAGUGGCAUUGGCAAAGCUGCCAAACGUUUGAUCACUCUUCCAAAGCGUUCUGGCCGUCUAUUAGAAAAGCAAAAGAAAGAACCUUUAAAGCAUGAGCAGCAGCAGAAAAGGAAGCUUCGCGACAAAAAUGGGGUUCCUUUGUUACUCGAGGUCUGCAUCUCUUGGAUUGAGGGAGUCAGGGGACUUGAGCGUUCUACUCCUACAAAGCCUAGAGGUCUUCGGGGCAAUACGUCUAAGAGGUAUACUCAAAGUGAGCCAAAACCAGAUUGUGUGUCCAAAGAUCUAGAACUCGAGAAGCAAGAACAGAAGCUUCGGGAACCCGAAAAGCUCCCAGAAUACGAAUUAAAGACCAGGCAAGCAAAUUUUGGGGGUGAUAAGGCAGCUGUAUCCCCAUCAAUUGAAGCGAAAGCCUCAAUGGAUCAAGGGCACCAAAUGGGUUUGUCUAUUGUUUGUGCUUUGCCGGCAUCACAAUCAAGGACAAAUAUUAACUCAACGGCACGUAUGCCACUGAGAGGCUCAAUGUCCGCAUCUCCUGAAUCGAGGGAGUCAGGGGAGAUCCUAUUACGGAGUCUUAAGCAUUCUACUCCUAGAAAGCCUAGAAGAGGUCUUUGGAGGAGUACACCUAAGAGGUUCACUCAAAGUGAGCCAAAACCGGAUGGUAUGUCCGAAGGUCUAGAACUCGAGAUGCAAGAACAGCAGUUAGAAUAUGAAUUAAUGACCAAGCAAGCAUAUUUUGGAGGUGUGGAGGCAACUGUUUCACCUCUAUAA